This is a messenger RNA of Venturia canescens, 1889 nucleotides long. Its product is annotated as glycosaminoglycan xylosylkinase. Gene Ontology annotation, biological process: protein phosphorylation. The coding region runs from base 343 to 1737 and encodes 464 amino acids. Gene Ontology annotation, molecular function: phosphotransferase activity, alcohol group as acceptor. The transcript has 6 exons. Gene Ontology annotation, cellular component: Golgi apparatus. NCBI's taxonomy places the organism in Eukaryota, Metazoa, Arthropoda, Insecta, Hymenoptera, Ichneumonidae. The record is from RefSeq and is a predicted model, not a curated record.
GUAGAAGUAUAGUAUUGAUUCGGUAGCGAAAUAUUCAAAUUUAGCUGCUCCUUUAAAAAGAAACUGAGAUUAAAUUGUCUUUCAUAUACAAAUAGUAAUAUCGGACUCGUUGCAUGAAUAAUCGAACCGGCCUCACUAGCUCAAUUUUCAGUAUAAUGACACAUCGAACAUACGAUGUUCCACCAAUAUUGGCCCGAAUUUUCCUCUACCAGAGAAUAACAAAGAUGGCGGCGUUUGCUCGCCGCCGAGUGUUUCGAGUCGUGGAGUUGUACAGAGCCUAGAGAAUAAUGAGAAUACGUUGGAGUACCAGAUGACAGUGAGAGUUAGGCCAAUUGCUACAAGAUGAUUGGCCGGCGUUGUGCGCUGUUCGCGCUCAGCGGGCUUUUGAUUCUUGUCCUCACCGUGAACGUAUACUUUAUACGAAUGAUAGUCGAAAGUUCACCGGAAAAAACGGAUUCACGAAAUUUUCCAAUUUCCGACGAAAAAUCAAACAACGAUUACACAGCGGCCAAACCUAAUGAUAAUACACGCGGUAUCAAAACAACCAUGCUCACCGAAAUGGAAGAAAAAAUCAAGGCUGAAAUGCGGCUUCUACCUUCCAAAUAUUUUAGACGAAAUUCCACUUACAUCGCUUUACUCGACAGACUACUCACUGAGCUUAGAACUAUGCCAAAUGUUCAGGACGAUAUUUGGAGCAUACCAAGCAACAAUUGGCCCGAUGCCCAUCACCUUUUACCUCCAGCAGCUCCGGAACUCGGAACGAUCCUCGAUGCCCUUCGACGAGCCAAAGUAGCCAGGGCGGACAAUGCUCCUGUUGGUACACAGUUGAAACUUAUGCUCACACUAGAACAAGGUGUCAAAGCCAUGUUCAAACCUCAAUGGUACACGAGAGACGCGGUUCUCGAGGGCCCCGUGUACUAUGGAAAAGACAGGCACAAUGGGGAAGUUGUGGCUUUCCAUUUGUCUUCGUUGUUAUCGCUGAGAAGAGUUCCUCUUACAGUUAUAAGAAAGUUGAACCUCACAGAAGAAGUACGGAAUCGUGCGACGCCUCAACUUUACGCAACUAUUUAUCAAGAAACGAAUAACACAUGCUUGUAUGGUGUUUGUCAUUACUGCUCACCAGCCGAUCCCGUGUGUGGUAUUGGCGACAUUUUGGAAGGUUCACUCAUACUUUGGCUACCUUCUUACCUGAAACUUAUGAAACAUCGUCAUCCAUGGCAACGAACGUACAAACGUAACAGACUUGCACUUUGGGAAACGGACACUAGUUAUUGCGAUAAGGUGAAAGAGAGUAAGACUUAUGCGCCUCAAUCCUCAAGCCGAUUGCUCGAUUUGGUUGACACCGCAGUUUUUGAUUUUUUGAUGGACAACGGUGAUCGCCAUCACUACGAGCUGGCUCAAAAUAUUUUUCACAAUCCUGCGGUGCUACUGAUCGACAACGGAAAGAGUCUUGCCAAUCCGGACGUCGAUCAUAUCGAUAUUUUGGCGCCACUUUAUCAGUGUUGCAUGAUUCACAAGACUACGUGGGACAGACUACGCCUCCUCAGCGGAGGCGCGCUCAGUUUAUCGCUCGGUCGAAUUUUAGCUCACGAAGCAAGAAUGGCUGAUGUUCUCCCGCUCAUAACGGAGGAUCAUUUGAACGCAAUGGAUCGUAGACUUUUGACUAUUUAUGCUGUAGUUGAAUAUUGUAUAAAAGAAAAAAAAUAUGCCUCGAAUGUUAUAUUGGAUCAUCGAUGAUACGCUGUAACUCGAACAAUAAGCCUAUUAAACGUAACGAUGCUAAUGUGAUGAAGGUUCUGAGACUAAAUAAAUUAUUGAUAUUGCCAUUAUAACUCGAACAUGAUGUAGAACGAAUGAAUAGAAAAAAUAAAAAUGUUUUACCACAUAAA